Messenger RNA from Metopolophium dirhodum (rose-grain aphid), 2376 nucleotides. RefSeq lists its product as uncharacterized. NCBI's taxonomy places the organism in Eukaryota, Metazoa, Arthropoda, Insecta, Hemiptera, Aphididae. Bases 1 to 2376 code for a protein of 791 amino acids. The transcript has 4 exons. The record is from RefSeq and is a predicted model, not a curated record.
AUGCACAAACAAGAAAUUGUUUUAAGUGAACCACUAAUGAGUUUAGACCCAGCUACAGACUUAGACGAACCUAAUGCCAAAAUGGAUUUAAAUGAAGGAAAUUUAUCCAAUAAAAUUUCAAAAUACAAUGAAGAAUUGACAAAAGAAAUGCACAAACAAGAAAUUGUUUUAAGUGAACCACUAAUGAGUUUAGACCCAGGGAAAUGGGUGUUUCCGUUAUCAGGUUCACAGCGUCACGAUUUAGUUCAAAAUGGUCCUCAACAGAUGCUAGAUACUUGCGAUGAAAAUUAUCCUUUAGACAAUAAUAAGAGACAUUUUUCUAACUUCCACUAUACAAGAAAAUUAAGUAAUGGCGAAACUCAACAUCGCAGAUGGCUAGUUUAUUCUCAAUCUCAAGAUAAAAUAUAUUGUUUUCCGUGUACAGUUUUUUCUAAUUUACAAACACAAAUGAUUCGUGAAGGAUGUUGUGACUGGAAACAUCUAAGUACAAUUUUGCAAAGACACGAAAAGAGCAAAGAGCACAUGGUGUGCAUGAUUAAAUGGGUAGAAUUUGACAAACGAAUUAAACUCGGGAAAACAAUAGAUCAAGAAAAUGAAAAACGGAUUCGUGAAUCACAAAAGCAUUGGUACAAUUUGUUUGAAAAAUUAAUUAAUGUAAUAAAUUUCUUAGCCUCACAUAAUCUAUCAUUUAGAGGUCAUCGAGAAUCAAUGAAGUUAGAUGAUAGCAAUAACUCUGGAAACUUUAUUGAUUUAUUAAAAUUAUUGUCCAAAUAUGAUCAUUCAUUACAGAACCAUUUUCAACUAAUUAAUGAAAAACAACUGGCACAACAUUAUUUGAGUCAUGAUAUCCAAAAUGAAUUAAUUAAACUUAUGUCUAAAAAAGUAAUUGAAGAGAUUAUUAGUAAAGUAAAACUAGUGAAAUAUUAUGCUUUCAUGCUCGACUGCACUAGAGACAUAAGUCGCGUUGAACAGAUGUCCAUUAUUUUAAGAUUUUGUAAUACGUCAACCGGUGAUAUAGAAGAACAUUUUAUUGGAUUUAUUGCUGUUGAUUCCACAACAGGGGAACAUUUAACAAACAUUAUUCUACACGAGCUAAAAAGUAAUGGUUUAGAUAUUCAAGACUGUCGUGGACAAGGUUUUGAUAAUGGCGCGAAUAUGGUAGGAAUAAACAAGGGUGUUAAAACACGAAUAUUAAAUAUUAAUCCAAAAGCAUUCUUUGCGCCUUGUGGUUGUCACAGCUGGAAUUUGAUUUUAGUAGAUGCUGCUAAGUCUUCCAUUACAGCUACAACAUUUUUUGGCUUUAUUCAAAAAAUUUAUUUGCUCUUUUCAAAAUCUAGUAAACGAUGGGAUCUUAUUAAAGAUAAAUUAAAACUAACAUUAAAGUCUUUAUCUGAAACAAGGUGGGAAAGUAGAAUUGCUGCAGUCAAAGCAAUAUUAUUUCAAUUUGACGAUAUCAUUGAUUGUAUAAAUAUACUUAAAAUGCAAAUAGUAGACGCAGAAACUCUAUGUGAUUGUGAAGCCAUUUUAAAAGAAAUGUUAACAUUUGAAUUUAUUGUUGCAAUACAUGUGUGGUAUGAAAUUUUACUUCGUGUAAAUAAUAUAAGUAAAAUCUGGCAAUCAGUUCAAGUUAAUUUAAAAAUGGCUGUUGAUUCUUUAAAUAAUUUUUGCAAUUGGAUUCAAGAAUAUCGUGAUAUAGGAUUCAAUAAAAGUAUUAUAGAAUCUCGCCAGUUCAUAGAAAAAAGUAGUUAUGAAAUAGAAUUAAAUUUUAAAAACAAGAGAAUAGCAAAGAAGAAAAAAAUGUUUAGUUAUGAACACACUGAUGAACCUAUAGAGAAUGAAAAAAUCGCACGUGCGUCAAAACCUUUUUAUGACGGUGAAUUUAUUAAAGAUUGUAUAAUUAGUGCGGUGGAAGUAUUAUGUCCCGAAAAGAAACAAGCAUUAAGUUUAAGUGGAAAUACUACUACUCAGAGAAUUGAAGGAAUUGCCAGCAAUGUUAAACAACAAUUGUAUGAAAAAAAUUUUGAAAUAGCAAUGCAUCAAGCAGUUUUUGAAAUUUUUCCGGAAACAGAGGGGUUUGGAUGUCGUUUUCAUUUGGGCCAAGCUUGGUACCGCAAAAUUCAAAAUUUAGGUUACGCACCACAAUUUAAUUCUGCAAAUGACGAUGUAGGAAAAUGUUUAGUACAUAUUUUUGGACUUCCUUUUCUCAAUCCAGAGGAAGUGGCAGAAUGUUUUACAGAAUAUUUUAUGGCAGACAAACCUGAAAAUGCAGCUAUAACCGAAUUUUUUGAUUAUUUGGUAGACAGUUAUAUAUCAAAUGAAUCAAUCUUUCCUCCGAAAAUGUGGGCGCGGCAAUGUUCUUUAGAGUCCAUACGAUAA